GCCGCCGUUCAGUUCCACCUCACAUCAGCAGAGGGAAGCGUCGCGCGCCGCUCUUCGCCUCAGACAAUAAAAACAAGGCGAAGCAUCUCGGCUCCGUUCGACGCCUGGCGCCGCGUGCGAGCGAGCGAGCGGGGACGGAAUGGACUCUCGGCCGCCGAGCUGCGACUAGAGAUGUAGCUGCCGCGAUGCCGGACAAGCGCGUGUGCCGUCUGCUGCUGCUCGUGGGGAUCUGCGCGCUGCGGGCGCCGGCCAAGUCUCUUCCAGAUCCGGGAGCGUUCGAGGUUCAAAUCAAGGUCCAGGUGUUCGACAACAGCGACCUGUCGCCGCUGGCCGGGGCGCAGGUGGAGGUCCACAGCAACCAGACCCGGAUCCUGGCGUCCAGCCGAGCAGGCGGCGACGGCGUGGUGCGGGUCAGCUUCCUGUACCGAGCCGGGACCUGGGUCAUCAUCACAGCCUCCAAACAGGACUACGUCACCAACUCUGUGCCCUGGCACUCCAGCCGCAUCCCCCUGUACGCGUCCGUCAGCCUGUACCUGCUCGUUCAGAGGCCCGGAACGCUCAUCCUGUACGAUGACGUCCUGCAGGUUCUGUCCGGGUCGCCAGGAGCUCGGAACCAACCGCUGGUGCAGCUGCAGAGGAAGACGCUUCAUCUGGCGUCCAGCUCCAACUACACGGCGCUGUCUGCUGCUCUGACCACCGCCAGGAGCCAGUACGAGAUCGGCGGGUUCCCGUUCCUGCUGGGACAGGAGACCAACAGCUCAGGUGCAGAAAUCGGCUGGACGGAGCUGACGGCGCUGGCGGUGCUCAGCGUCCAGCUCUUUGACAAAGACGGGAGCGAAAUCCAGAUCUCAGAUCCGAUCCACAUCUCGGUGCCGCUGCCGUCCGACACUCGGAACCGGAUGGCCACCAGUGUACCGGCGUGGCUGUAUCAGCCCAGGACGGGGCUGUGGGCUCGGAACGGGACGGGGUACAUCAAAAAGGAUGGGAACCAGUUCGUGUGGAACGUCGUGGUUCCUCAGAUGGGAUACUGGUUGGCUGCGUUCCCCUCGUCUUCAGGACUGGGGCUGUCGCACCCGGGCCUGAGGGACAUCACCACCUACCACACCCUGUUCCUGCUCUCCAUCCUGGGCUCGCUGGCCCUGCUGGUGCUGAUUCUGCUCUGUGUGCUGCUCUACUACUGCAGGCGGAAGUGUUUGAAGCCGCGUCGACAGCAGGGCAAACCCGACUCCUCUAAUCUAAACGGAGCCAAGCGAGACCAGGGAACGUCCACGUCGCGCCUGAACCUGAUCUGUGGAGGCCACACGGAGUCCGGUCCCUCCAACGACAAGUCUGACAUGUCUCCGUCUCAAGGCUACCAGAGCGCACGGGAAGAUCUGACCAAACACGUUCCAGCUCACAUGCUGCGACACACAAAGGCCAAAAACUCGGGCUCUCAACGGGGCGAGAGCUUCCCCAUGAAGGUCACUCGCGCCACAGAGACCAACAACCUGGACAACCCCCUGCUGCACGAAGACUACAGCCGGAGCUACAGCCCCAUGGAGGGCAAGGAGCCCGAAUACCACCGGCACCACAAUGCUAACGACAACCGCGGCUACUCCUCCGACCCGCCGUCGCCGCCGCGCUUCCAGGGCUACGUGCCCAGUCAGUCCGACAAGCCUCCGGAGUACUCGGCCGCCGCCGCCGACAGCCUGGCCAGGCCCACGUCCCUCAACACCCAGCCGGGCCAGAUCAUCUUCUGCAGCUCCAUCGACCAGAUGAAGGAGAACAUGUACCGCAGCAUGGUGCCCACGCUGGUCAUCCCGGCACACUACAUGCGCCUCCCGUCCGAGUUCUCGGGCAAAGACGGCAAAGACCAGAAGGACCAGGACAAGGACGGGGCGCCGACGGGAGGAGGCCCGCAGCACCACCACCACCACGCCCAGAAGCCGGGCCAGCAGCAGCAGCCGGGCGGGUCCCAGGGCGCCGGCUCCGAGGAGCCCAGCUGGGCGUCGGACUCCUCCGGAGGACCCGUGACCAUCCCCGUGCUCUUCAACGACUCCACCAUGGCCCAGAUGAACGGGGAGCUGCAGGCCCUGACGGAGAAGAAGCUGCUGGAGCUGGGAGUCAAGCAGCACCCGCGGGCGUGGUUCAUCUCUCUGGACGGACGCGCCAACGCCCACGUGCGCCACUCCUACAUCGACGCCGGCAACGACCUCAGCGGCGGCGGGUUCUGCUCCAGCAGCGCCGCGCGGGACGUGAACCUGGAGCCGCCGCUGGAGGCCCAGGAGCGGAAGUCAGCGGGGACCCGCAAGGGGAAGGACGAGCGGUGGGGGACGGGAGGCCGCAAGGCGCACGGCGGCGGCAGCGGCGGCGGCAAGAACUACUCCAAGCUGGCCUACCCCGACCACAGCGAGCCCAGCAGCAGCAGCGAGGGCCGGCCCGUCUCCCCGGAGGAGAACUCCCUCACGCCCCUGCUCGACGAAGGCCCGUCGUCCAGAGGAUCCACCAUCACCCGCAGAGGACGCAGCCGCGUGAACAGCAGCCGCAGCAGCAACAGCGAGAACCGCCGCGACUCCAUGACCAGCCCCGAGGACGACCCCGACGACAAGGACGAGAACAAGAAGAGCCCCUGGCAGAAGAUCGAGGACAGGCCCCUGAUGGUGUUCCACCCCAGGAAGUGAGCUGCUCACAGAGCCUAAAGCACAGCCACGCUUCACUCCUGCUCCUCGUUGGACCUGAGGCGGCGCCGCCUCGUUCCGACCCCCGUUAGUCCACUGUCCGUUAACCCUGGUUUCCACUGAGAUGGUCUGUCGUGAAUCCUGCCACCUGAUACUCACUGCACCAUCGUCUGAGCCAUGACUGACUGUGGACAUAGCCAUUUUAUAGAGUAAAUAUAGGAAUAAAGCACUUACUAAUAAUUUAAUAACGGUACGAUCGUGGAGGAAGGUGAUUAAGUAGGUUUCCUCCCUGGACUUUUUCUACACAGUUGAUGGUAUUCACCCCCCCCCUGUUUCCUACACUAUAGCCACUGUAGGACACGUGUUUUUUAAAGUUGGCGACGUCCCAAAGCCUGAAUCUGUAGAGAGUUCCUGAAUGGAUCUGAUUGUUUUCUAUUGGAGACCCUGUAGACGGAAAACGCAUCCUGUGAAAUGUGUGACAUUCGCUCCUUCAGGGAUGUUUCAUUUUCUUCUCCUUCUUUACUGUCGUCACGUGUGGUAACUACUCAUUCAGACAGGAAUCAUUUCAAGCAUCGUCCAUUCUUCACUGUAUUCUUCACACGUACACCUCUGCCAAAACCACGCAGUUCUGCCUUUCUCCUGGUGUUGAGAUUUUUUGGGACUCCUUUGCAAUUAAGUUGUGUAAAUAGAUUUCCAGACAUUUGAAACCAUUUGCUGUUGAAGGACUGCAUGCAUAUGAAUGUAUGACACAAACAGAAGGCACCGAUGGCCCCCACGCUCCUCUGGGUUCCUUUGGUCUCCUCUGGGCUCCUCUGGGCUCCUCUGGGUUCCUCUGGGCUCCUUUGGGUUCCUCUGGGCUCCUUUGGGUUCCUCUGGGUUCCUCUGGGCUCCUUUGGGUUCCUCUGGGUUCCUCUGGGCUCCUUUGGGUUCCUCUGGGUUCCUCUGGGCUCCUUUGGGUUCCUCUGGGCUCCUUUGGGUUCCUCUGGGCUCCUCUGGGUUCCUCUGGGCUCCUUUGGGUUCAUCUGGGCUCCUUUGGGUUCCUCUGGGCUCCUUUGGGUUCCUCUGGUUUCCUCUGGGCUCCUCUGGGCUCCUAUGGGUUCCUCUGGGCUCCUUUGGGUUCCUCUGGGUUCCUCUGGGCUCCUUUGGGUUCCUCUGGGCUCCUCUGGGCUCCUCUGGGUUCCUCUGGGUUCCUCUGGGUUCCUCUGGGCUCCUUUGGGUUCCUCUGGGCUCCUCUGGGUUCCUCUGGGCUCCUCUGGGUUCCUCUGGGCUCCUUUGAGUUCCUCUGGGUUCCUCUGGGCUCCUUUGGGUUCCUCUGAGCUCCUUUGGGUUCCUCUGGGCUCCUUUGGGUUCCUCUGGGCUCCUUUGGGUUCCUCUGAGCUCCUUUGGGUUCCUCUGAGCUCCUCUGGGCUCCUGACCUACGCAGGACCGGAGCCACUUCUCUCCUGUAAGUGCCUUCUCUCACAUGGGAUCCAGUGAUAGGCAUGCAGGUCCCUUUUCAAGUGCAGGUAGUCGUCACCUAACCCGAUAAGCACACUGCAUCGUGGGAAGAACCACACGUGUCCUGGGGAGCAUGCCUGUCCAACCGGAGCUCUUCAUUUCUUAUAUCUACUGUAUCCCCUUUUUCACCAAACCUGUAAAUGGUAUGAACUAUAUGAGAUUCUUUGUGUAAACAGUCUGAUGUGCAUGUAACCUGUAGAAUAGGGUGUUUUUAUUGAAGCCUUUUUGACUUGAUCCUGAGGAUGUUUGGCACAAAAUGUGAUGCACUGACGCGUUGAAUUGCCAAAUGAACUCUGCUAUAAGACUCACUGACGUCUCCCUUAGUCUAGUUCUAACAACCUUCACUUCCGGUCGUAAAUGUUUACAACGAUGACAUACUGACCAACGCUCCUGCUGUUACUAGCCUCACUGCCCACGACGCAUCAGCAACUGUGAAUUUAUGCCACUUCGCAGGUUUGUGAUGACUCAUCCGUUUCGAACGCUGGAGGUGAAACGCUGCAUAAACGUCACGCUGUCUCAUUCGCUUGCUGUUCAUAAGCUCGUUUCCGUCGCCUACAGAACAAGCUGAAAUGUGAUGUGAUGAAUAGCACAGCCUUGAAGUGUCCACUGCUGUAAUGUACAUUAUGGAUUUACUAUGAGUUGUGCAACUGUGAGUUUCCUUGCCUUGUUUUUCUCUGUAGACUUUGUGAACCUGUGUUUGGACCGUUCAGAAAUGCUUUGUUGGGUUUCGUUGGGAGGAUUGAACUGUAGGCCUUCAUCCUGUGCCGUAACAUUUGCUUCAGAAACCCGGUCAGUUGUUUGUAAACUGUAAAUUGAUUCUUUCUGUACAAACAGAAUAGAAAUAAAUUUGUUGCCACAGUC
Betta splendens (Siamese fighting fish) is the source of this 5015-nucleotide messenger RNA. Its product is annotated as protein FAM171A2. The record is from RefSeq and is a predicted model, not a curated record. Bases 186 to 2660 code for a protein of 824 amino acids. The transcript is spliced from 8 exons. NCBI's taxonomy places the organism in Eukaryota, Metazoa, Chordata, Actinopteri, Anabantiformes, Osphronemidae.